AACAUCUGCAGCCAGGACAAAAAUUUUCAUUGAAAUUUCUGCUCUGAUUAUACAAUGGCCUUCGGUGCUGGCAAAUCAAGACCAGUACCAAGCAUUUUUCUUUUUAUACUCAGCAUUACAAUUGGUCGCUUACAGCAUUGCAACAUGAUGUAACCGAAGGGUGCAAUGCAGGCAUUUUUAUCAAAGAUUUGCGGGAAUCAGAAGACAAUAAUUAAUCCUUUAUUUUUCUCGUUCUCAUUAAAGUCCACCUUCUGCAUAUCAGAGCAAAUAUGUAUUGGUAUAGUAAAGGUGCAUUAUGUCAGGGGCUUGCCUUUAAUUACUCCGUACCGUAUCGAGCUGUUAAGCUCGGAAAGAAGGUAAAACUAACUUGUGUCUUUGCACCUCCUGCACAAACGCAAAAGUUUGAUGUCAAGUGGUAUAAAUUUGAUGAAGAGCCCAUUGAAGCGCGCGAGAUAGCGGGAGUAACAACCGGAAAUGGCGGCACACUUUCUUGGCUUUUCAUCAGGAAUGCAUCAAAAAUUCAUUCUGGGAUUUACUACUGCAAUUCGUCAUUGCAGACCCAUUCAGAUUCUCGGUGUGGUACAGAAAUUAAUGUGAUAACAAGAACCUUCGCUAAAGACGAUCGAGAUACUAUGUACACAAUGAAGGACAUGUUGAUUUUAAUUCAAGGUAUACUGCUGAUCCUAUGUCUCACGUUGCCAGGAAUGUUAUUUCUUAAAAACAAUCGAACAAAGAAGACUGAAGAAAUAGAGACAUACCAUAUGUAUGAGGGUUUGGAAGUUAUGCAGACAGCAAUGUAUGAAGAUAUUGGCAAUAUCAGACCAACAGAUGCUAAAUGGACAGUUGGCGAGCAACCUAAGGAAUAAAUUCCACAGUUAUCUCAUUGCUCAUUUGCAUUACAAACCCAUAACAAUGUUCCCAUGAAGAAUAUUUUCAAAAAAAUCCUAUUACUGCUAUAAGAAUCAACUUGAAGCAAAUGGUCAAGGUGGCUUACAGAAGUGAUUUUUGGUUCCCAGUUGACACUUCAGUCAAGUCUAAAUGUAUGAGGCAGCAACAUUAAAAGCCCUAACUUUUGCAGAUCACCCAUUGCCUAUCCACAAGCAUGUAUAAACUGUUUUGUUUGCCUUUGUACUUUAACAUUGGGAAGAUUUAAUUGAGUCUUAAUUAUGUGAAGAGGCUACUAAAUGUUGGAGAUAUCUAUUGCUGAUUUGUAGGGAAAUUGUCUGCACAAUUUAAUCGAGCGAUUGAUAUAUUUCAUCAAUUUAGAGCUGUUUACUAACCACAUUACAUGUAGCAUAAUGGAUGGUCAGGAAAAUUAUUGAUAUGUGCACAGUUAUUUGUAAUUGGUGCGUAUACCAUCCAAAAUAAUGAAGGGUACAACACCAGUUAAAGGUUUUAUCCUUUUGAUAGCUCUUAUUUUGUCAGCUGAGUGUAAAGUCAUCUAUUACAUCAAGAUGAGAUAAUGUGCAUAAUGGAGGAGACUACAGGUAUUGGUAAUAAGGGAAAAUAUCUUUCUUUUUCCAGAGAUCAAAAAUUAGGGAAAAUUAACAAUUAACCUGAUAUAAUUUGUACAAAUUUUCACCUGAUGUGAGGCACGUUUAUAAGGACUUUUUAAAGGGUUGAUGUGAUUCCAUAGACAAUAUGGGACACUGAGUGGUUUGUCAAAGUCAUCUUAAGCUGAAGACAUUACUGAAAAAACACACUCCAACCACACAGCAAUCUGUGCUUUUCUGUAAAUUAAACAGCAUUACAGGCUAUACAGAGUUGUUUCUUUUCUGGUACUUUGUUGACUUCUAAUUAUUUUUCUAUCACGUGGUCACAGAUGUCAGUUUUUAGUGACAAAAUCAAAUGAUUCAUCCAAUAAUGAUAUGGUACGAACUGAUUUUCAUCAAUGAUGCUGGGAUAUGUUUUAAGGAAAUUUGACCAUGUAUAUAUUGUACAAAUAAUUGAUUGAGAAUCUUGCUAUUAUUACUAACAAUGUGCUAAUUAAAAAUAUAUGUAUGCUUGAAAUUAACAACAUCUGUGUUCACCUCCAUCCUUUAGAAUUCAAGGGAAAAAUGUAAAUUCAGGGAGUUUGUUGAAUUGUUCUGUACUUAGAAUCUGUGAUAACUUACCUGCUUUUAAGUUCUCUUCAUCAAAGGGUAUCUGUAUGUAGCCUAAUUAUAAAUGAUUGAAAACCAUUUCAUGCUU
Messenger RNA from Rhincodon typus (whale shark), 2190 nucleotides. Its product is annotated as B-cell antigen receptor complex-associated protein beta chain-like. NCBI's taxonomy places the organism in Eukaryota, Metazoa, Chordata, Chondrichthyes, Orectolobiformes, Rhincodontidae. The record is from RefSeq and is a predicted model, not a curated record. The transcript has 6 exons. Bases 270 to 866 code for a protein of 198 amino acids. Gene Ontology annotation, cellular component: B cell receptor complex; external side of plasma membrane. Gene Ontology annotation, biological process: B cell receptor signaling pathway; B cell differentiation.